UAAUAAAAAAGAUGUUUCCCGCCUGCUUCCUUUUCUCGAAAAGAAUACAUUCAACGAAACACGGACUUACCAAAACCCACUCCCACCCCUGAGAAUCCGCAAUAAACCCCGCAAUAAUAGGAGCAAAAUAAUUACUCCCCGCAAGCAGCAGCGCAUACAAUCCGAUAUACCUGCCUCUCUCGUGCGUGAAGUAGAUAUCAGUUACGCUGAUCUCACAGAGACUCUCGAUAGGCGCACCCACGAACCCUUGGACAAUCUUGUUGGCGAUCCAUUGGCCGUUUGUUUUCGUGUGAGGGGCCCAGACUUGUGUUGCGAGAGUUGCAAGGAUCGAGACGAGGUAAAUGGGUCGUUUGCCGUACUGAAGAGCCAUGGGUUGCCAGAUCAAGCAGCCCCAUCCGAAAAAGAGAAACAUGUAUCUAUAUGUAACCGAAUCAUCAGACUGUGCUGUGGUGCGAAAGUGGGGUAACAGUCUUGCGGUUCCAGUGCAUUUGAAAACAUGCGAAGAAGAUGAAGACCGAAUAGAUAGCGGCGCUCGCGAUCCCGACCAUCAGCGUGUACACGCACAUGCACAAGGUGCUAAGCGACUUUCUCCGCCUCGACCAGUUUAA
Messenger RNA from Periconia digitata, 608 nucleotides. NCBI's taxonomy places the organism in Eukaryota, Fungi, Ascomycota, Dothideomycetes, Pleosporales, Periconiaceae. The record is from the annotation of a GenBank genome assembly.